UGAUCUAAUGUAUUAUAAAGCGAAAUCAUUUAAUAUUUUAAAUCCAAUGAGUUUAAUUUUUGGUCAAUUAGUAAUAGGACCACCUGGUAGUGGUAAAACAACUUAUUGUAACAAUAUGGGAAAGUUUCUUGAAAGUUUAGGAAGAAAAGUAGCUAUAAUAAACAUUGAUCCAGCCAAUGAAAAUAUGAAAUAUAGACCAAUUAUAGAUAUUUCUGAAUUAGUAAAACAUAAAGAAGUUAUGGAAACUUAUAAACUUGGACCAAAUGGAGCUUUAAUAUAUUGUAUAGAAUUUUUAGAAAAAAAUAUUGAUUGGCUAAUGAAAAGAAUUCUUAAUUUAAUAGAUCAAUAUUUAUUAAUUGAUUGUCCCGGUCAGGUUGAACUCUAUACACAUUAUGAAUCAAUGAAUAAAAUUGCUGCCAAAUUAGGAGAAAGUUUCAUAAAACUUUGUAGUGUGCAGCUGAUAGAUUCUCAUUAUUGUAGUGACCCAGGAAAAUAUUUAUCUUCUUUAAUGGUUAGCACAAUAACUAUGUUACAAUUGGGGUUACCCCAUGUAAACGUAAUGACGAAAUUGGAUGAAAUGAAACGUUUCAAAAUUGAACUGGAUUUUAAUAUUAAUUUUUAUACAGAAGUUUUGGAUUUAAGUUAUCUUCUUGAUAAGUUAAACGAAGAUAAUAAAUUACCACAAUAUAAAAAAUUAAAUAAGGCAUUUAUUUCACUUAUUGAAGACUAUAGUCUCGUAAGCUUUAUACCACUUGAUAUUUCAAAUAAAGCUUUAUUGUUAAAUGUUAAAAAUGCCAUUGAUAAGGCAAAUGGUUAUAUUUUUGGUGGAAAGGAACCACAAAAUGUUCAAUCACUAUUGACUUAUGCAAUUGGAUCUAUCAGUGAUACAGAAAAAACAAUAAGCAUUGAUGAUUAUUUUUAA
Ceratosolen solmsi marchali is the source of this 922-nucleotide messenger RNA. Its product is annotated as GPN-loop GTPase 2. Gene Ontology annotation, cellular component: cytoplasm. The transcript has 6 exons. The record is from RefSeq and is a predicted model, not a curated record. Lineage: Eukaryota; Metazoa; Arthropoda; Insecta; Hymenoptera; Agaonidae. The coding region runs from base 8 to 922 and encodes 304 amino acids. Gene Ontology annotation, molecular function: GTPase activity.